Aureobasidium melanogenum CBS 110374 is the source of this 285-nucleotide messenger RNA. RefSeq names its product ankyrin repeat protein. Gene Ontology annotation, molecular function: protein binding. The coding region runs from base 1 to 285 and encodes 94 amino acids. The transcript has a single exon. Lineage: Eukaryota; Fungi; Ascomycota; Dothideomycetes; Dothideales; Saccotheciaceae. The record is from RefSeq and is a predicted model, not a curated record.
AUGGAUCACGGAAAAGCUCUUCUGUAUCAGGCAGCAGAACUGGACCACAAAUCCCUCACGAAUCGCUGUCUCGAUCUUGGCGCCGAAGUCGAUACCACAGACAAGUAUGGCGAGACUGCGCUACACUAUGCCGCUACAAACGGGCAUCUCGACAUCGUUCAGAUCCUCACCCGAGCAGAUGCAAACAAGACGAUUGUGGAUUCUCAUGGACGAACAGCGCUCGAUUGUGCGCAAGGAGCUGGCCGAAGAUCUCAUCCAGACAUCGUUGCAUAUCUGCAGCAAUGA